AUGCAAACGUUGACCAGUCGACUAGAACUACCCCAACCGACGGCAGACAUGAGCACCCUGGUACAGUCAGAUUUGCAAGAAACUGAAUUCGACCCUGGAGAACAAGGUCCGCCGACGAGUGAGGAACGCAUGCUUACCGAUGCUGAGGAAGAUGGUCCGGCAGUUUGUGGAACGGAUGAGGGAGUGCCAGUAACUGGUUACGACCUAGAAGAUGAAGAUGAUCUUGCUGCAGAUGAAGGAGCCGAUAGUACUCAAUCCAAUCGAGAAGAUUGCAAAACACCGACAGUGGGUUCUGAGUCAGGGCUAUCAUCCGUAAGCAGGAAACAACAACAACAACAGCAGCAUAAAUCAAAUGAACAGCAACAGCGUAAACGUGAUUCGGAUCAGAAUCGUUGUUCCAUAUCGCCCGGUCGGCCGGAAGAUAAACGUGUACGAAAAUUUGUGUGCCGUUACUGUCAUAAGGCAUUCAGUUUGAUGAAUGUACUCAAAGUGCACGAACGAAUUCACACCGGAGAGAAGCCAUAUAUUUGUGAAAUUUGUGACAAAGCAUUCAAUCAAAGUGGUAAGUUCUUUUUUGAUUGUAUCCCUUCUCGUGAGGAAAUACUAUUAUGA
Molecule: messenger RNA, 612 nt
Organism: Echinostoma caproni
Lineage: Eukaryota; Metazoa; Platyhelminthes; Trematoda; Plagiorchiida; Echinostomatidae
Source: the annotation of a GenBank genome assembly